Molecule: messenger RNA, 594 nt
Organism: Mucor velutinosus
Lineage: Eukaryota; Fungi; Mucoromycota; Mucoromycetes; Mucorales; Mucoraceae
Exons: 4
Coding region: 1-594 (197 amino acids)
Source: RefSeq, a predicted model, not a curated record
AUGUACUUUACCUUACCAAAGAGUCAGGAUAGACCUUCCAAUCCAUCGUUAUUAAAUAAGAAACCAAGCAAUAGCAGCAUCAUGUCCACCGAUUCAAAUGCAAUGGCAGAAGACCGUAUUACAGAAAUAAUCCAAAACCUGGAUGACCAUUGGGGAUCACCACCUAUAUUGACUCCAGACACACUGGCUCAUAUAUUGAAUCAUCAAUGGACAAACGAAGAACUGGUGAAUCAGGAAGAAAUUAAAAAAGUAUCCAAGGUAGCUGCAAAAGCAACGGUAGCUGCAAAUCGUGCGAUCCAGAACAAUAACAAAGCUGUAUCCACAUUAAUAGAGGAAGUUUGCAGAACAAUACAGUCUAUGGAUUCAGAGGGCAAGCACGAUGUGACCAAGGAUUUAAAGAGCGAUCCAGUCAUUCAAAAGUUCAUUGCUGAUAAAGAGGCAGCAUCGGCAUCAGCACCACCGUCAGCAGCAGCAGCAGCAGCAGCAGCAGCAAUAGUAGUAGGGAAUGAAGAACAUGUCAUGCAGCAUCUCAUCGAACUAUUACAGCAACACAACAUGAACAACGAGAAGAAGGUAGAUGCUGAAUCAACAUGA